This is a messenger RNA of Pochonia chlamydosporia 170, 432 nucleotides long. RefSeq lists its product as hypothetical. The transcript has a single exon. The record is from RefSeq and is a predicted model, not a curated record. NCBI's taxonomy places the organism in Eukaryota, Fungi, Ascomycota, Sordariomycetes, Hypocreales, Clavicipitaceae. Bases 1 to 432 code for a protein of 143 amino acids.
AUGGCCAUCGCCUCUCCCAUCCCGGACGGGACUCCAGCACCGGCAAGUGCUCUCGAAGAGCCCGCCGGCUAUAUUCCAAGCUGGGGACGCCGCGAGCCCGUCAAUGCUGCCUCAGAAGGGACGGAGAGUGCCCUCGAAGAGGUCAUGGGCUAUAUUCCAAGCUGGGGUCGCCGUGAGCCCGUCAACGCUGCCUCGGAUGACAAACCUGCUGAUCUUGAGGCUCGACAGCCUCAGUUCAAAGUCCCAUGGAAGAAGGGUGGUGCGGAGGAAGCUGUUACCCUGGAAAGUAGGGCGCCCCAAUUCUUCAGAGUGUGGUGGAAGAACAACAAGGAGGGAACUGGCAAGGUCAGUGGGGAUGAAGGUAAAUCUGUUGAAGCUCGUGGUCCCCAGUUCAAGGUGCCAUGGAAGAAGGGCGGUAAUACCGACGAAUAG